Molecule: messenger RNA, 3189 nt
Organism: Branchiostoma floridae (Florida lancelet)
Lineage: Eukaryota; Metazoa; Chordata; Leptocardii; Amphioxiformes; Branchiostomatidae
Product: nucleolar GTP-binding protein 2-like
Exons: 17
Coding region: 119-2812 (897 amino acids)
Cellular component (GO): nucleolus
Molecular function (GO): GTP binding
Source: RefSeq, a predicted model, not a curated record
UUUAAAGGUUCUUUACCUUUGACCUUUCGUCCACGAGGUUGUCCAGCUGCAAGCCAGAACUUGGCGUUUUUGUCCGACCAAACAACACUGAAACCGUGACAAGAAGCAAACAGCAGAAAUGGCGAAGACGGUACAAAAGAAGAAGAAAGUGCAGAAUCGAAUUAAGAAGUCCAAUUCGAGCACAAAUCCUGACCGAGUGUCUGGAUCUGCACCUGGAGGUAAAAACAUGCGAGACAAAACCACCAUCAAGCGGCUGCUCAUGUACAGAGGGGGCAAGCCAAAGAGGAACCGGGAGGGAAAGAUAGUUCGUCCAGCUGUGUUCCAGGGGAACCUACCAUCUGGUUCUAUGGCCAGGGUGGAACCAAACAGGAGAUGGUUUGGAAAUACAAGAGUAGUUACCCAGAAUGCUCUACAGACGUUCCAGGAAGAGAUGGGUAAAGUCGUGAAGGACCCGUACCAAGUGGUGAUGAGGCAGAGUAAACUCCCUCUGUCACUGCUACAUGACAGGGCUAAGACUGCUCGUGUUCACCUCCUUGACACAGAGAGUUUUGAAACAACCUUUGGUAAGAAAGCUCAGAGGAAGAAACCAAGUUUGAAGGUGGCAGAUUACCAGGGACUUAUGAAUGUUGUUCAGGAGUCCACAGACAAGUAUGACGAGGAGAAAGACAAGGACUUGGAGAUGGAAGAUGAAGGAAUCAGGGAUGAGGCAAGAGAACCCAUCUUCAGCAAGGGCACAUCCAGAAGAAUAUGGGGAGAGCUUUACAAGGUGAUAGACUCCUCCGAUGUGGUGAUACAAGUCCUGGAUGCCCGUAAUCCCAUGGGGACUCGCUCCAAACACAUCGAGGACUUCAUGACUAAAGAGAAGAGCUACAAGCAUCUCAUCUUUGUGCUCAACAAAUGUGAUCUUGUCCCCACCUGGGUUACACAAAGAUGGGUGUCCAUUCUGUCAGCAGAGUUCCCAACCCUGGCCAUGCAUGCAAGUGUUACCAACCCAUUUGGUAAGGGGGCACUUAUCCAGCUACUCAGGCAGUUCGGAAAGCUGCAUCAAGACAAGAAACAGAUAAGUGUUGGUCUGAUUGGCUACCCAAAUGUGGGGAAGAGUUCCAUCAUCAACACACUGCGUGGGAAGAAGGUGUGCAAUGUGGCACCCAUAGCUGGGGAGACCAAGGUGUGGCAGUACAUCACCCUGAUGAAGCGUAUCUAUCUGAUUGACUGCCCAGGAGUGGUGUACCCAUCUGAGACUGAGACAGAGACAGAGUUGGUGCUCAAGGGAGUGGUCAGGGUGGAAAACGUGAAAUUACCAGAAUACCACAUCCCUGCAGUGUUAGAGAGAGUCAAGGAGGAGUACUUGACCAAGACUUACAAGCUGCCUGCCUGGGAUGGAGCUACAGACUUCUUGGAGAACAUGGCGAAAAGAACAGGGAAACUCCUAAAGGGUGGUGAGCCUGAUGUAAGUACUGUCGCCAAGAUGGUGCUGAAUGACUUCCAGCGGGGCCGCCUGCCAUACUUUGUAAAACCACCAGGGGCUGAUUUGGACAUACAGAAACCAUCCAAGGCGACGGAAAGCUCGAGCCAACCACUCAUCAAGUUUGUUCCUGCUGCUGGGGAGACUGAGGACAGCACCUGUGUGACCACAUCAGAACCUGAAACCUCCACAGAAACAGAGCAGGAAGCUGUGCCCACCUCUCCACAGGGAGAAACAGGGAGCCUGACCAACAAGGAGAAACGGUUACAGAUGAAGAUAGCCAGGCAAGAGAAGCUGGAGAGGAGGCAGCCUAGGGUAGCCCAGGACUUGAGUAAGAUCAUAGUGGGGCUGGACUUCUCAGGUGAUGAUGUACAACCGCUGGGGCCGCAGUCUCCUGGCGUGGUCAGCACCAUGUCCGGCUACAGCGCAGAUCAGAGUUACGUGUCGGAAGAUGAUCUCGGGAGAGAUGAUGGGGAUGAAGAAGAAGAAGAAGAAGAUCUGCAGCCAGGGGAGGAAGAUAUCCAAUCAGAUGCUAGCAGUGAAAGUGAUGAUACAGGAGUCAGUAAUGAAGAGGAAAAUACAAACAGGGAAGAGGUACAGAAGAAUGAAAGGUCCUCACAGCUAGCAGAUAGUGAAAAAGUAAAAGCAGCAGAAAAAGAGAUGGGAGAAAAAGCAGUAGAGCGAGAUGAGUUUGAGGCAACAGCUGAGGGUAGUGAGCCAAUAGAUCCUUGCAAGAGGCAAAAGAACAAACCAUUGAGUACCACUAGCUCUCAGGCAAAGAAAGGAAAGGUUAAAGACAGGGAGAGCCUGGACAGUCAGUAUGUAUUGAAAAAUCCCGUAAGUAAAAAGGUUAGAAAGGCCAUGAAGAGAAAGCUCACACAGAUGUCAACAUCAGGAAAAUGGGUAGCCUCUACAGUCUCUGAGGCCAGUGCCUCCACCCCUGUAGCAUCUACCAGCAGCUGGAAUGUACAGUCUACACCUGGUCCUGUGGAAAGUGGCAGCAUGAAAAGUGAUAAAGUUGUUUCUUCUCCAACUGGGAAAAUGCCUUCAUCUGAGACAGAGCUUCUGCAGGCGUCAGAUGAUUAUGCUGUGAAGGUGAACCCUCAUGUUUUGUGUGUGGAGGCCACCCCUUCCCCGAGCAAGAAGUCCAAGAUGACAGAGAACUUGGGAGAUCUGGAGCAUGAGCAAAGUGAGAAGAAGAAAAAGUUAACAGCAAAGCAGAGACGGAGUCUGGAGCGAGCUCAGAAGACAAAGAAAGUUGGAGCCCACUACUACCAAGAGGUUAAUGUAAAGAACAAAAAUAGAAACAAAAAGAGGGACAUCAAUGUCAAGAAGGGCAGAAAGUGAGAUUGAGACAUUUACUUUGUCAGAAAAGGCUAAAUGUGUUUUACUUCUAUAUUCUGUCCUACAUGAUUGUAUGAUAACUCAUGACAUUACUUUAGGAGAAAUAUAGGAGAAAUGCAACUUGCAGUGAUACAUUUUGUUUUAAUCAUGCAGAGUAUCAAGAUUGAUGAUACAAAAGCUGAACAUGAAAUUAGUUCUAACGGCUUCCAUAUUUUGUACUCAAUCAAUGCUAUAAUACAGUCAAACCUGUCUUAAAUCUAAUGGACUGACAAAACGGGAAUCGCAAUGGCCAGGUUGUCGUUAUGCAAAGGUUUGACUGUAUUAGAUGUAUUAAUUUCCAUCUUUGACUAUUGAGCAGUAAUGGAUGCAUGCACAUGUAC